This is a messenger RNA of Bicyclus anynana (squinting bush brown), 3999 nucleotides long. RefSeq lists its product as uncharacterized. The transcript has 9 exons. The record is from RefSeq and is a predicted model, not a curated record. Lineage: Eukaryota; Metazoa; Arthropoda; Insecta; Lepidoptera; Nymphalidae. Bases 1 to 1017 code for a protein of 338 amino acids.
AUGGUACUCGCUGGGGGAAGGUUUUUGGAACUGUUUGAAUUGGUGGAAUUUGACCACAAGUCUUGCUCGACUAACAAUGGACUGGAAGGGACCUGCUUGCUUGAAAUUGAUUGUCAUAACAGUGGUGGAACACCCAUGGGAAAGUGUGCAGAUGGGUACGGAACAUGUUGCGUAACUCUUUUCAGUUGUGAUGGCUGGUCUUCAGCCUCGGUCGGAUGGCUGAACAACCCAGGCUACCCUUCACCCAGUUCGGACAGGCUGUCGUGUGUGUUUGUAUUGAAUAAAUUUUCCCCAGAGAUUAAGCAAGUACGACUGGACUUUAUACAUUUUGAACUUUUACCUCCUAGUGAUGGAAUAUGUAAACUGGACCAGUUUCAAGUAUUGGGACACAAUUCCAAUAAUUUGAUACCAAUUCUAUGCGGAAUAAAUUCAGGACAACACGUUUACAUAGAAGUUUCUGAGGGUCCAUUAAUUUUGUCGAUGCAGACUGUCACAGCAGACAUAAGACUGUUUUCCAUUAAGAUCACACAAUUGACACCGUCAGACGAUCUAGCAGCCCCCACAGGAUGUCUGCAAUUCUUCAAGGAAAAUCACGGUCAUAUAGAGUCGUUCAAUUACAGGCAGAGAUCGGAAAUUGGAAUCACUAGGACACCAAGUUAUCUGAAUAACCUUAACUAUGCAAUGUGCGUGGAGAGAGCGCCGGCGUCAUGCAGCAUUACUUACACGAAUGUCGGAAAAAUGCAAAUAGUAAAUUACGAUACCGAAGGCAUACCAAUUAUACCACCUGAACAAGCAGGUGUCGAGAUUCUAAAUUGCCCCAGCGACUGGUUGCUGAUAGCUGCAUUAAGGCUGUGCGGCGAACGGCUUAACGAUGGCUCAGUCAUCCAGGAUUUUACGUUGGAUGCACCGGUUACAGAUGACGCAGCAGGGCCCAUAGUAGUGUGGUUCAGAUCUGACGGCGUAUACGCAGGGCGUGGCUUUCGAUUCUACUAUCAACAAAACUCUUGUACCACUUGACUUUUAAUUAAGUACCAAUUAACUCCCUACUUCAAAUGUUAUCAUAGUUAUCUUUUCUCUAUACGUGAUAAAACAAAGUCACUUCCAUCCACUUUACUUCUGUUAGAGAAGGUAUAGGUCGCACCAAACUUCGAGUCCAUUCUGAACAUGAGGCGUGUGGUUUGCGUAAACGAAAACAUUCCAUAUGUCUAACAAUAGGGAUGAUGACAGUUUUUUAAAUUGUAUAUAAAUUAAGAGUAUGCUAAUAGUAAAGCAAUUUUGUAAAAGGAACACGGUAUUUGCGAUCAUUACUUUCGGAGCUACAGGAAUUUAAAGAGUCAGAUUUGCGUUGAACGAACUAAUGACGUCGUAGGUAAUGUAACGAUCGUUAGAUUUGUAUGGGCGUUCAAACAAAAUUACUAUAAAAUAUCUUUGUUAUUUGUGCGUUUAUGUUUAUAGUUCACGUUUUAAAAAAUGUCACAUUUAAUGUAAAGAAACUAAAACUGUAUGAAUUUUCAUCUAAUUACGAUAAAAGAUUUUUAUUUAUUUUAUUAGGAUAACCAACAGCUAUUACAAUUUCACAUGUUAAAGAUUUACAUUGAAAUAAAUAUAUGAGUAGUUAUUGCACAGCUAAUUAUAGGUUAACACAGCGUACACAAAUUAAUAUUAUGUCAAUACUACAGUUGUCAGAAAUGAAUGAAUGUCAAAUUACACAAUACAAAUUAAUAUGCAACAAAUAAAUUAAAAAAAAAAAAUUAAAAAAUAAAAAAAAAAAAAAUUAAUAGAUUUUGAAAUUUCUCUCAUUUAUUUUGCAAAUAUCCAGACAAUCUUUGCUUUUUAUGUAUAAAUUAGUUAACAUUGACCUUAUUUACCCGAAUGUAUCAUAAAAAUCAAUUUAUUCAAACCUAGUCAUCAUCCCUAUUGACCAAUCGUGAAAAUACCGCAAUACCGGUAAUAUUGCUAUUUAUUUCAUGGUGUUGGGGUCGAAAUUUAUGGAAAUGGGAGUACUGCGCUGCCAUUGGUCUUUCUUUUCUUUUUAAGAGAUAUGUCAUUGGUUACAUGCUAGGCGUAGGUACCUAGCUACUGGCGGGUUAAUAAUAGCUUCGCAGUUUGGCGUGUGCAAUAUCAGAACGGACUCGACGUUUGUCCCGACCUAUACCUAUCUCGCAUUAUGAAUAGGUGUUCACUAUUACUAAUAAGUUGGAUAAAUUAAGUUCAUUUUAUAUAUACUCAGAGGCUCAAUUAUCCGCUCAUUUUCAUAUACUCGCGUCAUAUGUAAGUGGGCGGAUAAUUUGUGUCUUUGUGUAUAUUUUUGUUACUCUGGCUGAGCAGGGAAAGGAAGUUUGACAAUUGACAUGUCUUAAGCCUACACCCGGAUAACAUUAACAAGUCCCGGGAUCUACUCGUAGUUUUCUCUCUGUCAUACCCUUAGACCAUUUAAAUGGUCUAAGGUCAUACCACACGAUGGUCCCGGCACCUGCACUAUCAAUCCAUGGAAAGCUAAGAUAUUCAUCUCGGUAGGUAAAGAUAUGCUAAUUCCUAAUUGUAUUGUACCUAUACUAAAAUAAGUUUAGGUAGGUACAAUGUUUAUCUCCUAAAGAUAACCCGCAAUAAUCUUUUAUCGGUGCAAUAAUUAAUAAACUAUAAUGAGUCAUCCGUUUAUCGUCCGAUACUACAGUAUAUAUCUUUACUCUGCCGAUACAUUAUUAAUUAUCCCUAUACAAAUGUAAAUUACCUACCUACUGUAAACAUUAUAUGCUUGUUUGUAAAUGUAUGUUAGACAUUUUUUUAAAUUUUGUAAACAACAUAAACCUGACCUGUUCAGGUUUAUGUUGUUCAGGCUCAACAACUAGGAAUCAGGGGCGAAAGUUCCAAGCAACCCGAUUCCUAUCGGGUUAAAAAUUUACGAGUUUUACGUAUGUUAAUAAUUUAACGUACUCUGCCAAAAACACAUUCACAAACACAAAUCAACGGGUUACCUACUACAUUUCAGUCUUCACUACUGCUAGGUAUUAAAAAGGAUUAUUAUUCUUUAGUACACUUAUAGCAGUUUAUAGUCAAUUUUACUCGUAGGUAAAUCUCUAUCUAAUCUAAUCUAAUUAAUCCGAAGUAAUAUUUUAUACCUAUACAAUAAUUUAGUCACAAAUAUAGAUGUGAGGCCAGUUUAAAACCAAUUAAACUAUUCCAUUUAAUACAAAAAAAAAAACCCAUUUAAAACCCAACAAAACCAUUUUUUUCAGUUUUAAACCAUAUGUGUUUAUGACUUCGUAUUAUUUUAUAUAACUAAGUACAUUUUCUUAAAUUUAUCUAGGUAGGGAGUAGGGAUAAAACGGAGUACCUACCUAAAAAAUUGUAAAGAUUAAAAUUAAUGAAGUACAAAACACAUUUAUUUUAUUUUCAUAGUCGAGUUUUAAACGUUUUAAAAUGGUUUAAAACUGCAGAAUUUUAUUUUAAACGUUUUAAAUCGGUUUAUUUACAUCUAGUCACAAAACACGCCGAUUAUGUAGUUAUUAGGUACAGGAUCGGCGUGUUUUGCGAACUACGAAGCUAAUAGGGGAGGAAAUAAGGAGAGGUUAAUUUUUUACUUAUUUUGAAUGAAUCUCUUGAAUAAUCGCUCGUUUUCUAAUGAUUUCAGUAAGCCAGAGUAAUAAAAAUUGUCUUUGAAGUCUGUAGUUUAUUUCCCCACCGCUGAAAGCGAAAAAAGUAUAUAACCAUUUAUUCUUUCUAUCAUCUAAAUCGAUUCCAAUGACGUUGUAGUAACUGUAAUCUCAUAAAACAACUAUAAUAUUGUCAAUUAUCGUUGUGAAACUUAUUUUUUGGGGAAAGUUAUAGCAAUCCGCUAUGGAUAAAGUAAUUUAUUCAUUAUUAAACAAAAAUUAUCAAGUAUUUUUUAGUUCUAUGUAAAGUGGGGGGCGGGGACGAAGGGUCUGGGCCGGGAAUGGACAAUCCCCUUUAGCAUCCCGAGCUACCCUACUGGGGUAUGUUUUCAUACACUGCGCAACC